Messenger RNA from Trichosporon asahii var. asahii CBS 2479, 2403 nucleotides. RefSeq lists its product as uncharacterized. The transcript is spliced from 4 exons. The record is from RefSeq and is a predicted model, not a curated record. Gene Ontology annotation, molecular function: ubiquitin protein ligase activity; protein binding. Gene Ontology annotation, cellular component: ubiquitin ligase complex; cell division site; cytosol. Lineage: Eukaryota; Fungi; Basidiomycota; Tremellomycetes; Trichosporonales; Trichosporonaceae. Bases 1 to 2403 code for a protein of 800 amino acids. Gene Ontology annotation, biological process: negative regulation of septation initiation signaling; protein ubiquitination; mitotic spindle assembly checkpoint signaling.
AUGCUGACAUCGCUCAUCGCCCAUCAAGCCCCGUCGCCGCCUCCGUCGCAUAUCAUCCACGCUCGUUCCCUCUCCAGCUCCUACCCCGAACACGAACCCCAGCAUCGUUGGGCAGACCACUGGUUCGCCAUGGCGCGCCCAGCAGGCAGGACCUCGUCGCCUCAUGCACACGGCCAUGGCGCCGCGUCGCCGCCGACAAGACCCUCGGCACUUCCGGGUGUGACCCCGACAUCGCCCCGGUCGUCCUUCCUGGGCAGCUUUAUGCGGACGAGGUCCCGUGCCCAGAGCGUCACGAAUGCCGUCGCAGGUGCAGUCCGUGGCCAUAGAGUCGGCUCACCGACUGUCGAGCACCCGAACCCGCUCAGCGUUGACGGCGGCGAGGUGUCGCGCAGCGUUUCAUCGCCUCAGGCGGGCAACGGGCCCUCGACCUCAAACGGCCAGGACCCGGUCGUGAUCCCCCCUGUCGACCCGUCCCUCCGGCGAACGCACCGAAUCCGUCUCGUGCCUGUCCUCGAAACUAAUCGGUCCUUCACGUUCGCCCCCGUCCUGCGCAAGAUGGGAGUCAUGCACGUUCCCCCGGGCAUCCUGCCCAGCAUCGCCGCUGCUUCUGUUUCGGACACCGGCCCGCUCGUCAAUGGUCGUCCUCCUCCUUUAAUCCUGAAGAUUGGCCGUUUCACGGAGCGCUCUAAUACGGGUGCUAACGGCGCCAACGGAGCCGUCACUGGAGGGUCCCCUGGAGUCGUUGGCGCCGCGGGAGACGCUGCCGCAGGUGGAGGUGCCGCCGCGAACGGGGCAGCGAAUGGGACCUCGCCCCAGCCGCAACCCGCGUCUGUGCCCGGUGGAGGUGGUGGGGACAUUGUCUCGGCACGAGCCGCAUUCAAGAGCAAGGUUGUGAGCCGCGCGCACGCCGAGAUCUGGUGUGAGCCGGGAGGAAAGUUCUACAUUCGUGACACCGCGAGCUCGUCGGGCACCUUCUUGAACCACAUCCGCCUGUCGAGCCCCAAUGUGCAGAGCCGCCCACAGCUGCUCAAGGACGGCGAUGUCCUACAGCUCGGUGUCGACUACCAGGGCGGCACGGAGGAGAUGUACCGCUGCGUUAAGAUGCGUGUCGAGAUUGGACGCGACUGGCAACAGCGUGGAAACAAUGAGUUUAAUCCGUGCUCCCAUGUGUUCCACUACAAGUGUAUCCGGCCUUUACUGGUGCAGCACCAUCCUGGCUUCUCCUGUCCGCUUUGUCGUACCUUUGCCAACCUCGAGGAGGACGUCGAGACGGAGGACGCGUGGGAGAUUGCCUCUCGCCGCGCGUCAAUCAUCUCUCGGCGCAACUCGAACCACUCGAUCCGUCUCCCGCCAGCGGGCGACUCGCCGAACGCCGCGCCCCGCGAAGCACCGGGAGACCCGAGCACGAGUGUCGGGUUCGGGGAGAACAAUGCCAGCAUCGACGAGCUGCUGGCUGCCUCCUCGAGCCAACCAAGCGAGGACGGGCGCGACGGCGAGCAGCCCCCUCUUGCGCGGCAAACGACCGCUGUCGGGGCCGCAGGUGCUCCCGGCGCUCCCAGUGCCGCCCCUGCCGGUGCGGACCUCAUCGAUCUGCGCUCGACGCUAGGUGCCGAGCCAGAGGACGACGACAUGGCCGCGGCCGUCAACGCCGCCGCCGAUAGUGUCGCGGCGGACACGUCGACGACCUCCUCCGCGUCCCCCAUGCCGAUCGCAGGCGGCAGGUCGAACCAUCUGACGACUCCCAGUCGCGACAGGGAAUUCACGCUGAACGCGACGACGCCGCUGAACGAUGUCUUCCUGAGCACGCUCGUGCUCCAGCCGGGCGGACAGGGUUCCGAGUCAUCCCUCUCGCACGCCGAGGUGCGCGAGUCUCCGAUCCUCGAGGAAGACGAGCCCCCAUUGUCCCCCGACUCCCGUGGGUCCAGGACCGACUUUGAGAGCCCGAUGCACUCGCGCCCGACCUCCCAGCGUCCCUCCCGACCAAGCAGUGCCAGUUUCCCGCCCAGUCGGUCGAGCUCUAAUCCCCCUGCGCCCCGUACUGCCGCUAGUGCCGUGAGUGCUGUCAGCGCAGGAGCGAGUGGGCUCAGUGGGCUGAGCGGCGCAAGCAGCGCAGCAGCCAACGGUGACUCGCGCGCGGGCAGUAUCGCCACUGGGUCCAAUGCGUCGCUGAGCACGCCGGCACGCGACGCCUCGGGCCAGCUCCAGAUCCCCUCGGGACCCGUGUCCGCUCUCAGCGGACCAAGCCAUGGUGUUCUCGGGGGCAGCUUGGGCGGCGGCGCACUCGGUCUCGCGGGCACUGGGACUGGGGCGGUGGGCGGGCUCGGCUCCCCCCUCAGCCUCAACAGUCUCAAUCCGAGCCUGAACCCCAGCUCGGGGAGCAGUAUCUCCGAGUCCGCCCUUUAG